Molecule: messenger RNA, 1078 nt
Organism: Periconia digitata
Lineage: Eukaryota; Fungi; Ascomycota; Dothideomycetes; Pleosporales; Periconiaceae
Source: the annotation of a GenBank genome assembly
CGCUCCCCUGCCAUGCUCUAUCGUGACGACGCUCGUCUGGGCCGGGGUACCUACUCCGCAACGGCGGACGAGCCUCAAACCUUCGAACCGCGUCAUCAGCCGUCACGAACCUCCCGGCGCACGCUUCAGAUCUUCGUGCGAUAUGUCCUAUUUCUUUUCCACCCCGGUGGAUAUCGAUGUUGUCCUCGAGGAAUUCGACGAGCGCCAGGCGGUCGACGUCAAGCUCGACAAGAACCGGAAAGAGAAGGUACCGCUGUAUCUCGAUGGCGAAUCGGUCAAAGGUCAGGUCACAGUAAGGCCCAAAGAUGGAAAGCGAUUGGAGCAUACGGGCAUCAAGGUCCAGUUCAUUGGGACAAUCGAGAUGUUCUUCGAUCGCGGAAAUCACUAUGAAUUCCUCUCUCUAGGCCAGGAGCUCGCUGCUCCCGGUGAACUCCAACAUCCCCAGACUUUCGAUUUCAACUUCAAAAAUGUCGAGAAGCAAUACGAGUCAUACAAUGGCAUCAAUGUCAAGCUGCGCUAUUUUGUGCGUGUCACAGUAUCCCGGAGGAUGGCAGAUGUGGUCAGAGAGAAAGACCUUUGGGUCUACUCGUACCGCAUACCGCCAGAGACCAACAGUUCAAUCAAGAUGGAUGUCGGCAUCGAAGACUGUUUACACAUUGAAUUCGAAUAUUCAAAAUCCAAAUAUCAUCUCAAGGACGUUAUAGUAGGCAGGAUAUACUUCCUUCUAGUACGGUUGAAGAUCAAGCAUAUGGAGCUUUCAAUCAUACGGAGAGAAACCACGGGCGCAGCGCCCAACCAAUACAACGAGAGCGAGACUCUGGUCCGCUUCGAGAUCAUGGACGGUUCUCCUUCAAGAGGCGAAACCAUCCCAAUCCGACUCUUCUUGGGCGGCUUUGACCUUACUCCCACAUUCCGGGAAGUGAACAAGAAAUACUCUACCCGGUAUUAUCUUAGUCUGGUACUCAUUGAUGAAGACGCACGACGAUACUUCAAACAAUCCGAAAUUGUUCUCUUCCGACAAGCUCCCGAGGGAUUGACACUAGCACAGGAACAAAAUAAGUUGAUGGCAGUGUCAUAA